Microthlaspi erraticum is the source of this 1599-nucleotide messenger RNA. NCBI's taxonomy places the organism in Eukaryota, Viridiplantae, Streptophyta, Magnoliopsida, Brassicales, Brassicaceae. The record is from the annotation of a GenBank genome assembly.
AUGGAUCUUGAGGCCGAUAUUCGCGCAUUACAGCUUGAUUCCGCAGAAGACAACAAUGGUGCUGUCAUUCCGGAAGAUCAUAACUCAGAUGUAGUUGAGAAACUAGACAAAGCAGAAGAAGACCUGGAAGAUAAGGUGCAAGAGUCAGUGCCAGUUCCCGAUGAGCAUCAAGCUUCCGAGCAUCAUGAUGAAGAAAUGCUCCAUCCAGUGCAUAACCCAGCAAAAGCUAAAGAAAAGGCUGCCCAAGAGAAGGCUGCCAAAGAGGAAGCUGAGGACGAGGCAGAAGCAAAUAAAAAGAGACACUUGAAUGUGGUGUUCAUUGGGCAUGUUGAUGCUGGGAAAUCAACAAUUGGAGGACAAAUUCUCUUCCUUAGCGGUCAGGUGGAUGAUCGACAAAUUCAAAAGUAUGAGAAAGAAGCAAAAGAUAAAAGUAGAGAAAGCUGGUAUAUGGCAUAUAUAAUGGAUACAAAUGAAGAAGAGAGGGCGAAGGGUAAAACAGUGGAAGUUGGAAGAGCACAUUUUGAAACUGAGAGCACUAGAUUUACCAUUUUGGAUGCUCCGGGCCACAAGAGUUAUGUACCAAAUAUGAUUAUGGGAGCAUCUCAGGCGGACAUUGGUGUGCUGGUGAUUUCUGCUCGAAAAGGUGAAUUUGAAACAGGAUAUGAAAGAGGUGGGCAGACACGUGAACAUGUUCAACUUGCAAAAACAUUGGGUGUGUCAAAGCUGAUCGUUGUUGUAAACAAGAUGGAUGAUCCAACUGUGGGCUGGUCGAAAGAAAGGUACGAUGAAAUAGAAUCGAAAAUGGUACCAUUUCUGAAAACCUCUGGCUACAACACAAAGAAAGAUGUUAUCUUCUUGCCUAUAUCUGGUCUAAUGGGGAUAAAUAUGGACAAGAGGAUGGGUCAAACUGUUUGUCCUUGGUGGAGUGGUCCUAGCUUCUUUGAAGUCCUUGAUACUAUUGAAGGCCCGCUACGGGAUCCUGAUGGUCCAUUCAGGAUGCCAAUUAUUGAUAAGUUCAAAGACAUGGGAACAGUUGUUAUGGGAAAAGUUGAAUCUGGCAGCAUUCGGGAGGGUGAUUCCUUGAUUAUUAUGCCAAACAAGGAACAUGUGAAAGUUGUUGCUAUAUAUUGCGAUGAAGACAAAGUUAAGCGUGCAGGACCGGGUGAGAAUUUGAGAGUCCGUAUAACUGGCAUUGAAGACGAGGACAUCGUUGCCGGUUUUGUUUUAUCCAGCACGGUUAAGCCUGUCCCUGCUGUUACUGAGUUCGUUGCCCAACUACAAAUCCUUGAGCUGCUUGACAACGCUAUAUUUACAGCUGGUUACAAGGCUGUUCUUCACGUUCAUGCCGUUGUAGAGGAAUGUGAGAUAAUCGAAUUGGUUAGCCAAAUUGAUCUGAAGACGAGGAAACCCAUGAAAAAGAAAAUUCUGUUUGUGAAGAAUGGUGCGAUUGUUGUUUGUCGUAUACAGGUUUCCAAUUCAAUUUGUGUUGAAAAAUUCUCAGACUUCCCUCAGCUUGGAAGAUUCACUCUACGAACUGAAGGGAAAACGGUUGCUGUUGGAAAGGUGACUGCGCUCUCAGGUGCUUCCUCAAGCGCUUGA